UAAAGAUAAGACUGAACAACAUCUCAACUGCAGAGAAAACAGGAUAUCUGUACCUGAGAAAAUGCAGACAGAGAUACACACACAGAGAACGCACUGUGAGAAGCUUCGAUUCCUGGAUACGUAGACAAGGGAGAGGUGAUCUGCUAGAGGACUGAAGGAGAAAAGAAGAUAAGGAGAGAAGAAGAGAGGAGAGAAGAAGAGAAGAGAAGGAGAGAAAAGGACUGAAGACAGGAGAGAAGAAGAGAGUGUGUGAGGGGUGAAAGAAUGUGAGAAAUAGUUACAACCAAGACGUGUGAGGGAGAUAUAAAAGGAAGAAGUUGGAGAUACAUAAGACCAAGAAAAAGAGGGAAAUAAUGAGGGAGGGAGUGAGAGUCUGAGAUAGUGAAUGACAAGAGCAAAAUAAAGAGACUGUGAAAGAGUCAGAGCUGAAAAGUGAGGGUCUGAGAGAAGAGUAAGGAAAGUGAUCAAGACGUCUGUGGAGUGAGUGACAGAGAACAAAGGCAAGUGAGAGAAAGAGGAGUGCCACCCUAAUCCUCAGUGGGACUCAGCCAGUAGUGUGGUGCGAUGGCGUCGUUUGCUCUGGAGCUAGUGGGUGUGAUCCUGUCAGUGCUGGGCUGGAUACUGAGCAUAGUGAGCUGUGCUUUGCCCAUGUGGAGGGUCACAGCUUUCAUCGGAGCCAACAUCGUCACAGCACAGGUCUACUGGGAAGGGUUAUGGAUGAGCUGUGUGUUCCAGAGCACGGGACAGAUGCAGUGUAAGGUAUACGACUCCAUGCUGGCCUUGCCCCAGGACCUGCAGGCUGCCAGGGCUCUUACCGUGGUCACCAUCAUCCUGGGGGUCAUAGCCCUGCUCGUGGCUACCAUUGGGGCUAAGUGCACCAACUGCAUCGAGGAGGAGGGGGUGAAGGCCAAGGUGAUGGUGUCUGCCGGAGUGGCCUUUAUCCUGGCUUCGCUGACCCAGAUAGUGCCUGUGUCCUGGUCGGCUCACACCAUCAUCCAGGUGUUCUACAACCCCAUCAUCCCCUCAGCACAGAAGAUGGAGAUCGGGGCGGCCAUGUCGAUGGGCUUGGAGAUUGUGGGCAUCGCCCUGGGAGUCAUAGGAUUCAUCCUGGGCAUUGUGGUCUGUGCUUUGCCCAUGUGGAAGGUUACAGCCUUCAUCGGAGCCAACAUCAUUACAGCCCAGACCAUCUGGGAAGGGUUAUGGAUGAACUGUGUGACCCAGAGCACGGGACAGAUGCAGUGUAAGAUCUAUGACUCCAUGCUGGCCUUACCUCAGGACCUUCAGGCUGCCAGAGCCAUGACUGUCAUCGCCAUUGUCCUGGGGAUUCUAGGGGUGAUGGUCUCCAUCGUCGGAGCCAAGUGCACCAACUGCAUCGAUGACGAAUCCUCCAAAGCUAAAGUCAUGAUCAUCUCCGGAAUCUUCUUCAUCCUGGCCGGUAUCCUCGUCCUCAUCCCUGUCUCCUGGUCAGCCAACACCAUCAUCCGAGACUUCUACAACCCCCUUUUGGUCGAGGCCCAGAGGAGGGAGCUGGGAGCCUCACUCUACAUCGGCUGGGGGUCGGCGGCCCUGCUCCUUAUUGGAGGAGCCAUGCUGUGCUGCUCCUGCCCCCCCAGGGAGGAGAAGAGGUACAAGCCCCCCCGCAUGGCCUACUCCGCCCCUCGCAGCGUGAGUGGAGGCGCAGCGGGAUACGACAAGAAAGACUAUGUCUGAGAGGGAUUUCACCUGCAUGAUUGAAUGAGGGGAGAAAAGAUAGAGGGGAGAAGAAUGAUAGAGUGAUAGAGGAGAAGUAGACAGACAGACAGACAGACAGACAGACAGACAGACAGACAGACAGACAGACAGACAGACAGACAGACAGACAGACAGACAGACAGACAGACAGACAGACAGACAGACAGACAGAUAGACAGACAGACAGACAGACAGACAGACAGACAGACAGACAGAUAGACAGAUAGACAGAUAGACAGAUAGACAGAUAGAUAGAUAGAUAGAUAGACAGAUAGAUAGAUAGAUAGAUAGAUAGAUAGAUAGAUAGAUAGAUAGAUAGAUAGAUAGAUAGGAAAAACUAGGAGACAACUCCUACUGAAAAGACUCCGAUAUGAAGGGAUGUGAGUUUUAAUGUUACUGCUUAGCUUUUCCUCCACUUGAGUGUCUCUGUUCAGCGUCAUUGUUCAGCUUUAUAUGAAGUGUGGUAGAGGCUUGUGUGAAGUGUGGUAGAGGCUGUCAGACCCAGAUGCAGUACAUACAAUCCCAAAGGGGUAGGUUGACUACUGGUAAUGACUGGUUUUAUGAAAUAGUUUCAAUUCUCGUUGUUAUUCACUCAUUUCAAACUUCAGAUGAUAAACCAGAGCCCUUUUGUUUCAGCAAACCGUACAGUUGAAGGGUCUUGGUUUUCAAGGACUUGGGAGAACUGCUUCAGUUACACAGCAUGCGGGCUCAUAUUUCUACUGCAGUAUGGAGGUCCCUAUUGCGUGUGUAGUUUACUGUUGGCGAGGUGGGAUUUUCUUUCACUGAAACGUUCAGUUAAAAAGUUUCACUGUGUCUCAUUAACACAGACCAGGAAGGACCAGCACUGUUUUUACAUAGAUUAGGCAAUGAGUUUCAGUAUGUGUGUGUGUGUGUGUGUGUGUGUGUGUGUGUGUGUGUGUGUGUGUGCGUGCGUGUGUGUGUGUGCGCACAUCUUUUGCAUGUAUUUGGUUGUGAGAGAUUCUGCCUCAGGUCAUGAUAUCAUAGAUUCCUUCCUUUUCACACUUCCACUCUAUUUAGGCAUUUCCCUGUGUGUGUGUGUGUGUGUGUGUGUGUGUGUGUGUGUGUGUGUGUGUGUGUGUGUGUGUGUGUGUGUGUGUGUGUGUGUGUGUGUGUGUGUGUGUGUGUGUGUGUGUGUGUGUGUGCGCACAUCUGUGGGCGUUUGUGUGUGGUGAAAUAAUAUUUGUUUAGUAAAAAAUCAAUACAAAUAAUUAACAGCUUUUUAAUGCUGAAAAUGCUUUUUGAAUGAGACUAUGUAGAGACUAAUUAUAGUUAGGAGAGUGAUGGUAAACCAUUGUCUGAGAUGAUGUAUGGAGUCAGUCAGUCUCCUGUUUAACAAGGCAACUGUAAGAACUGUUUGGUGAGCAGGGAGUAGUACUGUGUGUGUGUGUGUGUGUGUGUGUGUGUGUGUGUGUGUGUGUGUGUGUGUGUGUGUGUGUGUGUGUGUGUGUGUGUGUGUGUGUGUGUGUGUGUGUGUGUGUGUGUGUGUGUGUGUGUGUGUGUGUGCGUGUGUGUGCGUACGUGGAUUUGUACAUAGAGGGUGAGAGACUACCUAAUAAAAGGCAUGUGUGUCUAAGGUCUUCAUUUUCAAUUGCAGGCAAGCAGUCAGGUUUACCUCGAAACGCCCAUAUAACCACAAUGGACAGCUUCAGUUGUUCAUUUGAAAUAAGUCAGCCAUUUUAGUUUUUUACAAUGACUAGUUUCAAUACUUCUUGUUUGAUGGAAUGUGUAUCUUGUAAAUUGUCUUUAUAUACGUAUAUGUUAAGACAACAAUGCUUGAAUGAUGUCGUGUUUUACAAUGGUCUGCUUGUCUCUGCAUAUUCAGCUGUCCUUUACUAUGCUUCAAUAAAUGUGAAAAUGUA
Molecule: messenger RNA, 3611 nt
Organism: Oncorhynchus masou masou (cherry salmon)
Lineage: Eukaryota; Metazoa; Chordata; Actinopteri; Salmoniformes; Salmonidae
Product: claudin-3-like
Exons: 2
Coding region: 565-1710 (381 amino acids)
Biological process (GO): cell adhesion; bicellular tight junction assembly
Cellular component (GO): plasma membrane; bicellular tight junction
Molecular function (GO): structural molecule activity
Source: RefSeq, a predicted model, not a curated record